This is a messenger RNA of Doryrhamphus excisus (bluestripe pipefish), 2323 nucleotides long. Lineage: Eukaryota; Metazoa; Chordata; Actinopteri; Syngnathiformes; Syngnathidae. The record is from RefSeq and is a predicted model, not a curated record.
AGCAAGGCGGUUGUGAGACGGGAGAUAGAAUGUCGUGUAGACCAAAGAGAGCGAGAGAGGAAAGAGUGCAGCGUUAAGCCGCUCAUACAGCAGCCGGAUGCUGGAGGACACAGAAGACCGACCGGCGUCGACAUCGCAGUGAUGAGGAGACAAGAGGCGGACAGGAGCAUCUCUGCAGCAGAAGCCUUGCCCAGACCCUAGCUCCAGUGGCCCCUAGGUGAACACUAAGAGUCUCCAGAAGAAAGAAUCCCGUGCCAUCUCCGAACACUCGCUUUCAAUCCUAACAUGGAUUGUUUUGAGGCAAGUGAGAAUUAUUAAAAAGAAGAAAAUCAGCGUGGUGAUGGAUUUCAACGAGAGCCAAAAACCUACAGGGUUUCCACAUAACACAAGUGUGGACUAUGAGGACUACUACCAGGAUCCAGAUGUCAGCAACAUCAUCAUCCCGUCCAUCUACGCUCUAGUGUGCUGCGUGGGUUUGACUGGUAAUGCCAUGGUCAUCUACGUCAUUCUCAAGUACGCUAAAAUGAAAACGGCUACCAAUAUUUACAUUCUCAACUUGGCCAUCGCCGACGAGCUCUUCAUGCUAAGCGUGCCCUUUUUGGCGACGUCUGCCGCCGUGCGUCAUUGGCCCUUCGGUUCGCUCAUGUGUCGACUGGUGCUGAGCGUGGACGGCAUCAACAUGUUCACAUCCAUAUUCUGUCUCACCGUGUUGAGCGUGGACCGCUAUGUGGCUGUGGUGCACCCCAUCAAGGCGGCGCGGUACCGCCGCCCCACGGUGGCAAAGGUUGUGAACGUGUGCGUGUGGGGGCUAUCGCUGCUCGUUAUCUUGCCCAUAAUUAUCUUCGCCGAUACAGUGCCAGCCCAUGACGGCGCUGUGGACUGUAACUUCCUGUGGCCUGAAGCGGCGUGGUCCGAAGCCUUUGUGGUGUAUACGUUCCUUCUGGGUUUCUUGCUACCUGUGGCGGCCAUUUGUUUAUGCUACUGCCUAAUGGUGGCCAGGAUGCGAGCGGUGGGGUUGAAAGCAGGCUGGCUCCAACGGCGGCGCUCUGAGAAGAAGAUCACUUGCAUGGUGCUGCUGGUGGUCGCCGUCUUCGUGCUCUGUUGGAUGCCAUUCUACAUCGUUCAGUUAGUCAGCGUCUUCCACCGACCGCCGGACCCCAUGGUGACGCAACUCUUUGUCAUUCUCAGCUACGCCAACAGCACCGCUAACCCCAUCCUGUACGGAUUCGUGUCAGAUAAUUUCCGGCGUUCCUUUCAGCGAAUCGUGUGUUUCCGCUGGCUGGAAUCGGGAGUGGAUGCGGAGCAAGUGGACUACUGCGCCGUCGCUAUGAGGGGACAAGGUCCCGUGUGUGGACCGCUGGAUUUUCCCAAAGAAUUAAUAGCGUCUGACAUGGUGUUUCGCAAUGGAACUUAUACCUCUCGCACAACUAAUUUGUAAACACCACAACUCAAAGAUUGUGUUACCAGAACAUAUUCAUUCAUUCAUUCAUUUUCUACCACUUUUCCUCACAAGGGUCGCAAGGGGUGCUGGAGCCUAUCCCAGCUGUCUUCGGGUGAGAGGCGGUGUACACCCUGGACUGGUUGCCGGCCAAUCACAGGGCACAUAUAGACAAACAACCAUUCACACUCACAUUCAUACCUAUGGACAAUUUGGACUUAGCCAAUUAACCUAGCAUGUUUUUGGAAUGUGGAAGGAAACCGAAAAAACCCACACAUGCACGGGGAGAACAUGCAAACUCCACACAGAGAUGGCCGAGGGUGGAAUUGAACCCUGUUUUUUUUUACCUUUGAGUGUCCAAUGUAGGACUAUUCUUAGGAUGCUGUCUUUCUCUCGUGUCAAAACAUGCCCAAACCAGUUCCAGUAUCGCUCUGUUAGAAUGCUAUCCAUGCUGUCCUGCUGACAUCUUGCCAGCAUAUCUUUAUUUUAUUUUUUUUUCUUGCCAAAAUAUCCGGCAGAUUCUUUUCAGAGUCUUUGUGUGGAAAACUGACAGUUGACAUAUGUCACUUGCUGUCAUUCUGCAGUGUUAUGAGCUUUACAGGAGGGUGAAUAGAAUGCAGCUCUGGUAUUAUGUUUUGUCUUGGUUCUAUGUUUGCGGAGAUCUUGAUUCUGUUUUUAAUGUUGUUGUGUGCACCCCCCCCCAUCAUCAGUACUUCCAAAAUAGGUGAAAUAAUUUGUUGUUGCUAGAGCAGGGGUCUUAAACUGGAGGCUCCACUGGAGCUAGGGUCUGGGUGAGACUGGGCCGCAACAGAUUUUCCAAAAAAACGCAUUUAUUAAAAACAGAAAAAUUAAUAAUAAUUAAUUUGCUUUGGUUCCGAUUUUCUA